This is a messenger RNA of Stereum hirsutum FP-91666 SS1, 1388 nucleotides long. RefSeq names its product terpenoid cyclases/Protein prenyltransferase. Bases 84 to 1388 code for a protein of 434 amino acids. Gene Ontology annotation, molecular function: CAAX-protein geranylgeranyltransferase activity. NCBI's taxonomy places the organism in Eukaryota, Fungi, Basidiomycota, Agaricomycetes, Russulales, Stereaceae. The record is from RefSeq and is a predicted model, not a curated record. Gene Ontology annotation, cellular component: CAAX-protein geranylgeranyltransferase complex. The transcript has 9 exons. Gene Ontology annotation, biological process: protein geranylgeranylation.
CACACCCCUCAGCUCUCUUAUAAGCUCUCGUCAAACUAAUCAUCUAGAGGACUUUAUAUUCGAACUCGAACUCGAACUCGAACAUGUCUGCAGAACUGUCACCCCUCCCGGCGUUGAACAAGAACGGGCACGUCGCGCAUUGUAAUAGAUGUCUUGCGGGAUUACCGAGUAGUCUGGUGGAGAUGGACUCGUCGAGAAUGGCAUUCUCGUUCUAUUGUCUCGGGACACUGGACCUCAUGGGUGUUGCAGACACAAAGAUCAGCGAGGUAGAGAGGAAAGACUGGACGGAGUGGAUCUGGGCGCAGCAAGCCAGGGGUGAACACGGAACAGGAUUCAGACCAAGUCCAUUCGUGACCACGGAGGAUCCUUCGCUUUCGUCGUCCUCAUCCAAACCCUCCGGCUCCGGGUCUCCCUCGUAUACAAUCCCGACAUACACGGUCCACACCCCUCCGAACCUAAUAAUGACCUACGCAGCCCUCCAGUCCCUCGCCAUCCUUCGCGACUCGUUCGAUCAGCUUGACAGGGAUGGAUUGGUUCGAUUCUUGAGGGCGUGCCAGGAUGCGGAUGGAGGGUUCUCGACGACGCCGGGUUGCAGAGACUCGGACCUGCGCAUGGUGUAUUGUGCGUUCGCGAUUAGUAGUAUGUUGGGAGACUGGAGGGGGGUGGACGUCCCGAGGGCUUUGGAGUUUAUCUGGAGAUGUCGGACGUACGAAGGAGGGUAUGGGCAGGCGCCGUUUUGUGAGGCUCAGGGUGGAACGACAUACUGCGCCCUCGCCUGUCUCUACCUCGCGCCCUCAUCUUCAUCCUCGUCCUCGCAUCCUGACGUGUCCUCCUCAUCGCAUACUCCUUCUUCCACUUCCACUUUCUCCCAAGACCCGUCAUCAUCGUCGUUACCACCACCACCACCACCAUCACCACCAUCCCCACUCUCACCCUCCGAACACGCAAGCACCCUCCGCUGGCUCGUGCACACGCAAGAUGCAGCCUCUGGCGGGUUCGUGGGUCGUACGGGAAAAUUGGCCGAUGCGUGUUACUGUUUUUGGUGUGGGGCAGGUAUCGAGAUUCUGGGACAUGGGGACGUGGUGGAUAGGGAUGCAUUGGCCGGGUUCAUGGGGAGGUGUCAGUAUAAGUUUGGAGGGAUCGCGAAAGCGCCGGGGGAGCAUCCUGAUCCGUAUCAUACGUACCUUUCGUGCGCUAUGAUCGCGAUGUAUCCGCCUCAAAAUCAAAAUCAGGCCUCACCACUCAUCGACCCUUCAUCAAAAUCAAGACCAAUGGAUGAAAAGCGCGAAGGGUGGGCGAUCGCGGGGUUGGAUCCGCUCUUGAACGCGAGGAGGGAGACGGCGGGAUGGGCGAGGGAGAAGAUUGGGGGGUCGGGUCCUGCUGUUUAG